UGGUAUUAACCCGGAAAUAAAUUGUAAACAAUCACGAUGCUGGAUGGUGAUAAAGUGGCCAAGUUUACUAACUGUUUAUUCGAAUCCUAUGAAAAAUGCAGAGGAAAAGCUGUAAAAUCCAUCCCAGAUUUUCUAUUCUGGGAUGUGGUUGUCUUGACAACUGGAGAUGCUGAGCAACAGAGGGUAUUUGAAAUGCAACUUGAGUCAAAGCGAUCAAGAGGGGAGCUUCCAACUGAUGUGCCAUUCCAUGUGUUUAGCGAUCCACCAAAUACAAAGACCGGGAAUGGUGGCGCUACUAUCAAUAGCCUGGCAGAACUCGAGUCCAUCUACAAAGAGCGGCUGUCAUCCAUGCGUGUUCUACUCAUCCAUGCUGGAGGACAAAGCAAGCGUUUACCCUGUGCAAGCAUCAUGGGAAAAAUCUUCACUGCCAUUCCAGUCGGACCACAUAUCAGCGACAUGUUGGAUCUUAAUCUCGCCAUGUUCUUGCCAUUUUUGAAAAAGAUGCAGCCAGGUGUUUUUGUGACUUGUUCCGACGUUAUCUUGCCAUAUUUCUUGGAUUGCGGCGGCGAUUGGUCGUUCGAGCUUCCUGGGUUUACCGUCCUUGCUCAUCCGUCCUCGAUCGAGAUCGCGACAAAACACGGCGUGUAUGUUCUUAAGGAUGCUGGCGCUGCCCUCCAGAAGAGCGUGGGAACGUUCCAAUGCCUGAAGGUGCUGCAAAAACCAUGUGAAAAGGACAUAAGGGAAAAUGGUGCCAUUGUUGAGAAAAAUGGAGAAGAAUUUGUCUUUACAGACAGUGUCUUUUUCUUCGAUCACAACGUCUCGUCUAGGUUAUUAAGAUUUCAUGCAGACUGUGGUCCAAUUACCUGCGAGAUAGAUGGCUAUGGGGACUUCCUUCAAGCUUUAGGACCUUUGGCAAACUCCGACUAUAUCAAUAAUACAUCCAAUGUCAGUUAUGUCAAACCCGAGUUGCUCAACAUGCGAUUGAAAGUGUUUGACUUGUUGAAAUGCUUGCCACUGAACACGACUGUACUCAACGAUUCGAAAUUUUAUCACUUGGGAACAAUGCAGGAGUAUGUAACCAACUUCUGUGAAGACAUGACCCUUUGUAAAGUGAUGAAUUUCAAAAGGUCAGCCUUCAGCAAAGUCGUACAAGAUAGGUCCAACAUACCGGGUAGUGUGGAGGGAAGCAUCCUACAUAGCGUGGUCAUAUCAAGCUCCGUCAUUCCAGAAAUAUCCGUCGUAGAAUUCUGCCACUUUGACAUUCCCUUCAAAAUUGGUGAAAAUUCAAUCAUCAGCAACUGUGAAUAUAUCUCAAACCUUCAAGGUGACAGCAACCUAAAAUGUGAUGGCAAAAUCCUUGAAAUUCCCUCAAACACAUUCAUCCACACUGUGCCCAUUAAACUGGGUUCUGAUACCUUCUACAUUACCAUAAUGUGUAGCACUGGUGAUGACCUGAAAGCGUCCACUCUCAAAAACGAAGUGGACGAACUGAAAUAUUUUGGUCAUGACUUUACAAAGGUCCUUGAUGCCUGGGGUAGGUCUGUUGACGACAUCUUUCCCAAAACUGAAACCUGCAGCCUCUGGAGGGCACGGUUGUUCCCUGCCCUGCCAAACAUGAGCCAGGCACUUGUGGCCUCUCUCUCAUUACUAUCGGAUCUGGCUGAUUCUGGUCCGAAGUUUCAGAUUCCAAGCGAUACGGUCUGGUUGUCCAUGGCAGACAUGAUGACAAUGAAGGACGUCUCUGGCAUGUUGGAAUACAGGAACUUGUUGCAUGGUGUGAUAAAGGCAUCGCUGUUAUCUGAAAUCUGAAGUAAGACUCGGUACUUUGAAUCAGGUAAAUCUGAGGAGUUUUCCCAGAGAGUUAUGUUUGUUAUAGUUUAUUUAUUUCACGUAUACAUACAUGUACAUGCAUAGACAUUUACAUUUAGAAUGAGUUACUGGCGUUUCCUUAGUGGGGGAGUUUAGUUAGUUAUAGUUUAUUUAUUUCACGUAUACAUACAUGUACAUGCAUAGACAUUUACAUUUAGAAUGAGUUACUGGUGUUUCCUUAGUGGGAGAGUUUAGUUGGUUAUAGUUUAUUUAUUUCACGUAUGCAUACAUGUACAUGCAAAGACAUUUACAUUUAGAAUGAGGUACUGGCGUUUCCUUAGUGGGAGAUUUUAGUUGGUUAUAGUUUAUUUAUUUCACGUAUGCAUACAUGUACAUGCAUAGACAUUUACAUUUAGAAUGAGGUACUGGCGUUUCCUUAGUGGGAGAGUUUAGUUUAGUUAUACAUUGUAGUUUAUUUAUUUCUUGUAUACAAACAUGUAUGACAUAACUAAUUAAUACAGACAGAAAAAUAAAAAUGUUUACACAGGAGACCAAGCAGGUCACAGUGACCUAGUAAAAUGGCCCCCAAAAUGCCUUGGACUGGUUAGAAAUCGGUUUAAAUUUGUGGGCCUGGCGUCGACCCUGUUUAUACAAUGUUAGUUUGCCUCUUUACCAGUGGUGAGCUCUGUUGUGGAGAAACAAAAUGGCCGAUUCUUGGGGUCGGCCUUUGCCGUUUCCAACUUCCCAUUGAAAUCGGCAGUGACUUUCCCACAACUUGGUGGACCUGGACCACUCCACCGAAGGAGGUGCUCACCUGGAAAGACGCAAAUUGUUGCAUCUCUGUUCUGUAUUGGUGCUGGUUAUAAUUGUCACUUGUUGGGCAUAAAUACAUCUUUCAUCAUUGUCCUACCUGUCUACUGGUGAGGGAAAGCAGCUUAUCUGUGAUUAGGAAAAAAAAGCUCAAUAGUUAUACUUUUUAGAGAACAAAGUUAGUUAUUUUAAUGAUAACAUAACGUUUGGUGAAGUGGAGCAGCUUAUCUGUGAUUAGGAAAAAACAGUUAAAUAGUUCUAUUUUAUAGAGAA
Molecule: messenger RNA, 2892 nt
Organism: Lineus longissimus
Lineage: Eukaryota; Metazoa; Nemertea; Pilidiophora; Heteronemertea; Lineidae
Product: fucose-1-phosphate guanylyltransferase-like
Exons: 3
Coding region: 37-1809 (590 amino acids)
Molecular function (GO): transferase activity, transferring phosphorus-containing groups
Source: RefSeq, a predicted model, not a curated record